GUCGCUACGUCAUCCAAUUUAGUUAUCUCCCUCGCUCUCUCUCGUUCCCUGGAAUUUCUGUUGUGCUGCGAAUCUAGGUUUAUGAGCAGUAGCAGGAGUAAUGUCGUCCAUUUCUCUCUCGUUCUCUUCCUCUCUCCUCCGCUCUCCUCUCCACCAACGCCGACACAAGCGCAGCGCCCCCUUUCCCACCAUCCAAUUGCACAGAUGCCCACCCUCUAAUCCCAACUUCGUCUUUCGCUGUGCAUCAGCCGCCUCUUCUUCUUCGUCUCCGACUGCGAGUACUGUACAAAAGAAGAGGCAUUGGAAGGUGGGCGAAUACCCUGGAGUGUCCGAGUCCUCAAGCCCCAGAAAUCCAAGCGAAAGGUCUAAGAGUACCCCUAUCAAGAACAUCAAGAAGAAGCUGGAUCGCAGGAACAAUGCUAAGGCCUGGGCUAACACCGUCACUGAAGCCCUUUCCGACCGUAUCCAGAAGAAACAAUGGCUCCAAGCCCUUGAGGUAUUUGAGAUGCUCAAGGAACAGCCAUUUUAUCAACCAAAAGAAGGCACUUAUAUGAAGCUCCUUGUUCUGCUUGGGAAAUGUGGCCAACCGCAACGUGCCCACCAACUGUUUGACACAAUGCUUGAAGAAGGGUUAGAACCCACUUCGGAGCUUUACACUGCCUUGCUUGCUGCUUAUUGUAGAAGCAAUCUCAUUGAUAAGGCUUUCUUAAUUCUUGAUAAAAUGAAGACACUGCCUCUUUGCCAGCCUGAUGUUUAUACUUACAGUAUCCUGAUUAAGGCUUGUGUUGAUGCUUCUCGAUUUGACCUGGUUGAGUCAAUGUAUGAUGAAAUGGGUGAACGAUUAAUAACUCCAAACACCGUCACCCAGAACAUAGUCUUGAGCGGCUAUGGGAAGGCUGGAAAAUUAGACCAGAUGGAGAAGGUGCUUUCAGGGAUGCUUGAGAGCACCACAUCUAAGCCAGAUGUUUGGACAAUGAACUCUAUUCUCAGCUUGUUUGGUCACAAGGGUCAAAUUGAGAUGAUGGAAAAAUGGUACGAGAAAUUUCGAAAUUUUGGUAUCGAACCUGAAACCCGUACUUUCAAUAUUCUAAUUGGUGCAUAUGGGAAGAAACACAUGUAUGACAAAAUGUCAUCGGUGAUGGAGUACAUGCGCAAAUUGUCAUUUCCUUGGACAACAUCAACUUACAACAAUGUGAUUGAAGCAUUUGCAGAUGCUGGUGAUGCCAAACAUAUGGAAUACACAUUCAACCAGAUGCGUGCAGAGGGUAUGAAGGCGGACACCAAGACUUUCUGCUGUCUUAUUAAAGGAUAUGCAAAUGCAGCCCUUUUUCAUAAGGUUAUUGGCACUGUCCAGUUGGCUGGGAAGUUGGAGAUACCUGAAAAUACCUCAUUCUAUAAUGCUGUUAUUUUUGCUUGUGCAAGGGCACAGGAUUUGAUGGAGAUGGAAAGGGUAUUCGAGCGAAUGAAAGCCAAGCAGUGCAGACCAGAUUCCACAACUUUCUCUAUCAUGGUAGAAGCAUAUAGAAAGGAAGGAAUGACCAACAAGAUUUAUGAGUUGGAGCAAGAAAAACAGCUUAUAGAUGUUAGUGAUCCUAAUAAUGAGGGCCUUGAAAUGGAGACUUACAGUUGAUGUGUGAUUGAGGUAUAAGAGAAGCAGUCUAGGUAAAGCGGUAUUUCAAAUGCUACUGGGAGAUUAAUUGUUAUCAACGAAACCAAUGUCAAUCAGGUCAUCGAGUUCACAAUUGGGAAGAUAGUGCAAUUUUUGCCGGCAGCCUGAUGUCUGUUUCGGAACAUCCAGACAUCAUGUACAUAGAGCACACUGCAAUGUUGAAUGUAGUGAUGCUCUUCCAACUUAGAAUCAUUAUCAAUGUUGAAGGGAAAAAUGUACUCAAAUCAUAGCUUACUGGUUUGAGCACAGUUUGAACAGUUUAAGCGAGUUGAGCUAUAGUCCAAGAAUAUUGGUUUUGAAAGUGUCACUAUUGGUUCUUUGGCUAAUUAUCCAGAUUACUGCAACUUGUUCUGGCCACCCCUGGUUGGGUUUCUUAAAUAAUGUUUGAAGUAAGUGUCAUUUUUUGUGUCACACAAUUUGCGAUUUUUUUGCAGUAGCUUGGUUUGUUCAUUUGAUGUACUUUUUCUUUAAUUUUAUAUUACAUGGUUUUGGUAUA
This is a messenger RNA of Diospyros lotus (date-plum), 2165 nucleotides long. Its product is annotated as pentatricopeptide repeat-containing protein At3g06430, chloroplastic. The coding region runs from base 101 to 1630 and encodes 509 amino acids. The transcript is spliced from 2 exons. The record is from RefSeq and is a predicted model, not a curated record. NCBI's taxonomy places the organism in Eukaryota, Viridiplantae, Streptophyta, Magnoliopsida, Ericales, Ebenaceae. Gene Ontology annotation, molecular function: mRNA binding; protein binding.